AUGACCCAGGUGCUACAGCUGGACCCGGAGGCUUCGGACACGGACAUCAAGAAACGAUUCAGACAGCUCUCUAUCCUGGUCCACCCGGACAAGAACCAGGAUGAUGCUGAGCGGGCACAGAAGGCGUUCGAAGCCGUGGACAAGGCCUACAAGUCGUUGCUCAACGAGGAGCACAAGACGAACGCCCUGGAGGUCAUCACGGCGGCGCGGGAGCACGUGGAACACAACAUCAAAGAGAAGAAGAAGCAGCUGAAGAAGCAGGGGAAGCCGCAGAUCGUGGAGGAGGAACUCGACCCUGAAGCGUACAAGAAGGCGCUACACAAGCAGACCAUGAAGUUGUUCGCUGACCUGGAGAUCAAGAAACGGGAGAGGGCCACUCGUGACAUGCACCAGAGGAAGCGGCAGCGUGAGGAGGAGAUCGAGCAGGAGGAGUCGGAGAAGAAGGAAAAGGAGUGGCAGAAGAACUUUGAGGCGAGUCGCGACGGGCGCGUGGACAGCUGGCGGUCAUUCCAGUCGCAGGGCAAGAAGAAGGCGGCCAAGGAGAAGAGAUCCUUCCUGAAGCCCCCCAAGGUGAAGAUGGAGAAGAGAUGACGUGGACACGCGGUUACACACACACACACCUAGACACACACACACGUAGAUACACACACACAGACACACACACAGACACUCACACAUGUAGAUACACACACACGUAGAUACACAGACAUACACAGUGUCACACAGACACACACACACACACACAGACACACACACACACGUAGUUACACACACAGACACUCACACACGCAGACACACACACACACGUAGUUACACACACAGACACUCACACA
Molecule: messenger RNA, 833 nt
Organism: Lethenteron reissneri (Far Eastern brook lamprey)
Lineage: Eukaryota; Metazoa; Chordata; Hyperoartia; Petromyzontiformes; Petromyzontidae
Gene: DNAJC8
Product: DnaJ heat shock protein family (Hsp40) member C8
Cellular component (GO): nucleus
Source: RefSeq, a predicted model, not a curated record